Messenger RNA from Aedes albopictus (Asian tiger mosquito), 2322 nucleotides. Its product is annotated as chorion peroxidase. The record is from RefSeq and is a predicted model, not a curated record. The transcript has 6 exons. NCBI's taxonomy places the organism in Eukaryota, Metazoa, Arthropoda, Insecta, Diptera, Culicidae. The coding region runs from base 170 to 2242 and encodes 690 amino acids. Gene Ontology annotation, molecular function: peroxidase activity; heme binding. Gene Ontology annotation, biological process: response to oxidative stress.
ACCAUCAUAACAAAUGCAGUUUUUACCGUCGCGCUCGACGACAUGCUCGAUGUUUUGGUCUUGGUAGUUAUGGAUAUUAGCGUAUGUCAUUAGAACCAAAACUGUUAGUCCGUUUAGUCAACUGUUUGGUGAAUCAUGUUCGUUUGCGAAGGUUUAGAAAAGUAUCAUAAUGUUUAAAUUAAUUGUGAUUUGUAUUUUGGUGCCAUGUGUAUUGGCUGCAUACGACAAUUUACAGUUACCCGAUAACCCUGUAUAUUAUAACGACUACAGUCGUCAGUGCCAUGUACCCGUGAAGUGUGCCAGCGACCGAAGGUGUCCUGAAGUUUACGAUUGGAAAGAUUUGGAGCGUUGGGCCCAACAGGAAGCAAAUGUGCAGUUUAAGCGAGAUUUAGGCUACGAAUAUAAACCGUGCUACCUAAUUGGCGAAAAUGAAUUCGAUUUCAACAUGUUCUUUACUCGAGCAUUGAGCAAUGAGCAGGAGAUUGGUGUCAAAAACACGAUGGCCACAGAUAUUUUGCUGGAAUAUUUAGCGAAUACUUAUGGAAAGUGCACUGUUAGAAAUCUCUUGGAAGGUCGAUGCCCAAAAGUGAAUCAGUCACUGUCACUGGAUGAGUGUCAGAAGAAGCCACUUUCCAAGUGUGAUCCUACGUAUCCGUACCGCUCAUACGAUGGACAUUGCAACAACUUGCAGCAUGCUUCCUGGGGGCAGGCCGGUAAUCCCUUCAAGAUCGAAAUUGCAACAUGCUACGAUGACUUCGUGUCGAAGCGACGUUUAAGUGCAUCUGGACGUGCUCUACCCAACAACAGAGCGGUUAUAAGUGACAUGCAACGAGUGGUCAAGAAUAUUCCCCCCGAUUCAGGAAACUUGUUCAGCUUGUUUGGCUUACUGUUUUGUGAAACCAUUAACACCGACAUGGUUGGACGAGCGAUGAAACGUGUUCGUAAUGCUACAACUGGGUUCCGUGGAUGCCGUGCAGAUGGAAGCGGAGUAUCCGACUGUAGAACUCCUUUUACUUGCCCGAUGAGCGUGCCGUCGGAUGAUCCGAACUAUGGACCGCUGCGUGUUGAAUGUUUGAAUUUCAGUCCAAUUGAAAAAUCCAACGAUCAGUGCGAUAUUAGAUACCCGUUAAAGCGAAACAUUGGUAGCAGUUACCUAGAUCUUUCGUCAGUGUAUGGGGACGGUAACUACGACAGUGAAGGGAAAAUUAUCGAAUCUUUUUGUAAAGCUUCCUCCAACUUCGAUAGUAACAAAGUACUCUCGAUACAAUUUUUGGCUGUGACAGGCUUGUUUACACAGCUGCAUAACUAUUGUGUUGAUAGAGUCAAGUUAUGUGGUAAGCCUCGAAAGAAAGAAGAAAUCAUAGAAACAUGUCGCUCACUGACCAUUGGCGUAUAUCAACGCAUCAUCUACGAAGAAGUUCUUCCAGUUCUAUUUGGAAAUUUCUAUAGUCAAUGCAAUUUCGAUUGCGAAUAUGACGAGAACCUGGAAUCUACUAUAUCACAGUCGUACGUCGGUGGUCCAGGUCGUUUCCAACAUGUAUGGGUACCAGAAAACGUUACAAUGGUACAAGGUACCGAACGCGUUAGUAAACCUUUCUUUGAAUAUUUCCUCAACUACGAGACGUUCAAUUGUGCAGGGGUAUUGAAGGGGAUGCUUGAAGACCCUAUUCAUACAGGCACUCUGUCCAAUUCGUUGAUCAACACAUUUUUCUCGAAAGACGGAAAACUAGGACAUUGUUUGUUGUGCCUUGAUAUGGAAAGAGGUCGGGAUGCUGGAUUGUGCCCUUUGAUUUUGUACAAACAUUUCUUUGACAAGAUUGCUGGACAUCCUACGAAAUGCUAUAGCUCUUUCGAAGACUUGAACGAUAUGUUUGAUGCGGAGGUCAUUGAAGUUUUCAAAAGGCAUUACGAAAGCCCAUUUGAUAUCGACGUGAUUUUUUCGCUAUUUGAGAAAGAUCAAGAAGACCAAACAAUCCUACUUCCGCAAACAGUGGCAACAGUGACUUGCUUGCAGUACAAGAGAUUAAAGUGCAGUGAUCGGUUUUUCUACAGUUGGAAUAAGUUUUACUCUCCUGCCUUAAAAGAACUGAUCCACUCGAUAGAUAUGCCAACCCUUCUGGCACUGUUCGGCGGCAUGGAAGAGGUUCCUAUCGACCCCUGGCAUUUUCAAUCUGAUAAAGUGCCAGCACAACAGUUAAAAAAUAAAAUUAAAAGGAAGUUGGAUCUUUUCGGCAGCUUAUAAGUGGUAUAUACAAAUUAGCAAGAUUUCUAUCAACUGAACUUUACACAUUUAAACUUAUAUAGCAAAAUUCAAAAUAAACU